UAGUACAUUUACCCUCCUCCCCAGCCCCCCAAACAGCCACCUUCCUGCAGCUGUCUAGUGCUCCCCUCCCCCAGGGUACUCCAAAGGUGGCACACAGGCUUUAAUUAAACCCUGCAUGGUGCAGUGCCCCUUUGUGGACAUACAGCGUAAAUAUCAGGAAGUGCCGAGGCAGGAGGGGGCAGGUUUGGAAGACAUGAAGGGUGAAGGCUUGUGGACCCAAGGCCUUCUCUAGUAAGAUACAGAACCCAUUUUUUAGCUGUUAUAUUGCUGGUAUGAGGAUGUCCCUGAAACAAAAGCAUUCAGUAAGCACUUAUUUGAGUCCCCAGUCCUUCCCCAAAGAGAGAGAUGGCAUUGUUCUUUUGCUCUCUCUGCUGUCUCCAUAUCAACCCUCCCUGCAAUGUUUUUUCUCAGAUUUGUCCACAAAGGGAAGUUAGUUCAGAUUAAGGUAGGGUGAAAAUUUAUCCUGCCAUGGCUAUUCUUAAUUAACUUAUUCUGAAAUAAGAGGGCUAACCAGAUCUGAGGUCUUGUCUACACAGCAACUUGAAGUGAGUUUGGAUGUGACUACAAUUCACAAGCUACUUUUGCACUGACCCUUUUCCUGCCUCCCACCCCUGGUGGAUAUAUAUCCAUUUUAAAACAGAGUAAGCCACCUUGUACAUUUACAGACUAGUGCCCUGGAAGUUUACACCCAGGCUUACUUCACAAUACGUCUCCCCUGUAGGCAAGUUUGAGACAUAUUAGACUAAUUUAGAAUAAGAUACCCUCAUUUAAGGAUAAGACUGUCCACACUUGCCAGUUAAUCAAGAAUAGCAAUUCUGGAAUAACUCCUCAUGUAGCCAAGCCCUGACACAUGGGAUGUGGAAAGCAAACUAUGUAGUAAGUGUAGCUCAUCCAUCACUCCAAAGGUAAUGUAGCAGCAUCCAUCACAUUCUGCACAAACACAGUCAUCGGUCCUCAAACAACCUGACUAACCAGUUGGUCCAAGCCAUUUUUACCAUAGCCCUGAGUGAAAACACAAAAUUGGGGGGGGGAGCAGGGAGAGGAGGGAAGUGGUGAUAUCCAUUUCUGGGGUUUUGCCACAAACAUGCAUGAUAUUUUAUGGCCAUCAGAAGACAAGAAGGCUCCUGAGCUUAUAGUCUCAACUCUAGCUAACCACUGUCAGAUGCAACACCAUCAUGAGAGUGUAAAAUCAUGAACCACAGAAGCAGGAAGAAGACUUAACUAAAAAAAGCAGAAGGGAACGUGUGUCUACCAGGAACAGCUUGCUAGACGUACUUCAUGUCCAUCCUACCGUACCUUUGCAAAGGGAGAGGGAUAAAUAGUUUCUCAGUUGUGGAAAUACCUGACAAAAGCAGCAUUUCUUGUCUGCUGGAUUUUCAGAUCUGGCUGCCUUCUUACAGUCUUUGACCCUAUCAUGGCCUCCAAUACGAACAUUAUCUUCCUGUUUCUCUGGUUGCUUCAGCAUGGAGAAGGAAGGCAGGUUGAAGUGCAGCAAGAACCCCUGAUCCAGGUUGCUUUUGCCAAUGAACAAGUACUUAUGACUUGUGUGGUCAGCUUCCCUCGCACAACGCAAUAUUCCAGCUUCAUAGGCAGUUGUUAUCUGCUGAACUCAAAGGGCCAGAGAACCACAAUCAAAACGUAUCCGAUAUCUGUACCUAUCCCUGCUGGACAGGAGAACCAGACAGCAAAGGAGAGUUAUAGAUGUGACAUUGAGCCAUUCAAAGCUGCUUCUGGCACCUAUUACUGUGAGGCCAACUGGACCAGGGUAACGCAAAAGGGACAUGGGACAUUUGUCCUUGUCAGAGACACUGGGUACCUUGAGACUUCCUCCAUCACAUGGAGAUUCCUUGUCACUCUUACGACUGUGCUGGCUAUACUGAGCAUCACUGCAACAGCUCUUCUGCUGUGGAAGAGAAAGGUGGUAUGUCCAAAGAGAAGCCAGCCCCAGAGUUCCCCAGAUUUGGGGGUAAGAGCCCCAGCCACUUCAGGCAGUUCAGAACCAUCUGGUUCCAUCUACACUUGCCUAGAAUCCCACCAGCCUGAUAUCUAUUCUGUCCUCGAGAAUGACACACACAGUCCAGCACCUGAGAACAGUCCCACAGCAAAGCCUAAAUCCACCAACUCCGAGCCAGCCAGGGACAGACAUAGGAGUGAAGACUGUGAGAAAGCAGGGAGGAAGAAGAAGAAAAUGAGAGAUACAGCACCUAAGCAAGAAACUCCAGAAGAAAUCUUUGACACCCUGUAUGAGAAUAUCUAAGAGAAAAGACUGAUCAUGCCUGGAUGGUACAUGUCCGAGCAGGAGGAAACUGCCCUUUCACAGUUUCAGGCCCUGCCAUACCUCUCCAAAGACUCACAGCAAGCUGAGGACAGAAGCCAGGAUGACCUCCAAGCCCUGGUCUCUUUCUAAUCUGUUCUUUAUAAAGAUCAGAAUUUCUCCAUUAAAAUCUCAGGUUAGCUCAGCUGGCCUGGAGGUUCUGGAAAGGCUACUUUUCUGUCAAUUAUUUACAGUUCUGGCUUCUUGAAAUAGUGUAGUUGAGUUGUACAUAAAUUCUCUUCACCCAGUUUUGCUAAUAUAUUUGAGUCCUGAACCACAGGAUGUGCUUGGACAGUAUAGAGACCCCCCUGCCCCAUGCCGUGUUGUCAGGCUCUCAGGUCUUUCCUGUCAUGCCCAUUAGAUCUUGCUAUCUAUCUAUUGAGACCUGGCUCAGAGCCCAGGGCCCACCUCAUUAUCUUUCCUUCCCCAAACUGUUCCUCAGCAGUCCACUGAAUUCAGCUCUGCAGGGCAAAUGCUUUCUCCUGGAUGGCUCCAGUAAAAAAUAGUGGGCAGUGAAAGCAUUAAAAAGAUGCAGAAAAUUAAGCUGGAGUCUUUUCCCUUUGAUGAUGUCUUUUGCGGGUGGGGAUGUCCUUCAUAGGAAAAAGGAGGGGUGGGGCUUUAAGUACAAACAGUCCUGCUGGAGUCCGUCUUGCAUAUAGACCUGCUGAAGGGCAACUGAUAUCCCUUCCAGGAAGGGAAUUUAAAGAAAAGUGUCUGAGAGUUAGUGUUCCUAUAAGCUUUGUUACAUAGUGCAAUUUUUUUAAGCUCUGAUGAGCUGAUGUAACAUCACAGGGUGAAGUCCUCACCACGCUGAAGUCAGUAGGAGGUUUGUCACUGACAUCAGUGGCACAAGAAUUGUACACAUGGUGGUUAGAGGAUUAUUUAUAAAAUUAUUUGAGCAAGGAGACUAAUUUAUUAGAUGUGCAAUAUGGAAGAUAGGGGCGGAAGCUGCAGAUAUGAGCUUUCUAUCCAGGCCUUGAUCUUUCCUGUUACAUAGAUCUAACCUGUCUGUUGGACUUAACCUCAUUUGAGGUCUGAUGGGGAAGGAGAUACAUUAAAUACAUUGCAUAGCUAGAUCAAAACAAUUAAUCAAAAAGCUGAUGUUGUUGUACCUUAGAUUUAAAAAAAUCCACAAGAAUAUGUAGAAUAAGCUGAGAGAGAUCAUACAAACCUCUUUAAAGUAGAAGAUCAAAUUAAAACUGAGCUGCAGGGUCACAGGACCUUCUCUGGUUUCAGAUAAGGUUGUUUCUCAUCAGAGAUGGAGGGUAUGGAAAAUGUCUCCAGGGCCUCCAAGCUUCCUAUACUAUGUUUAAAGAGAUAAUCCUCUUAUUGCUUUGCUCUUUUUAUUAGAUGAGAUUUCAAAUGUGCAGUUUGAACUUCCCUUAACUGUAGAAAAAUGCUUUUCUCUUUCCAGUGUCUAGAAAUUUAUUUCAGUAAAAGCAAUCAAUAGACCGGGUAGCUUAUUAGACCCAUUAACAUUGUUUUUCCAUUUGGAAAAUGAUUAUUUUUUUGCAACAGAAUUUUAAAUUAAAUAUAUUUGGGUCACCACGUUUUAAUACUUAAUUGUUGCCUAAACCAGUACCAUUACAGAUUUUUGUUUCUCUUGGGGAAUUUGUAGUCAUGUUGAGGAUAAAUUAUUUUAAUAUUUAAUGGUUUUAUUGAUCACACCUGGGCAAGAAAAUCUCAGAGCAAGCUGACAAUUGGAUAAGGAGUUAAAGCUUACUAAAAUAGAAAUGAUUUGAGUAGGGUUUUUUUUAAUUUUGAAUAUUAUAGAUGCUAAGAAUUGUAUAUACAACUGGAAAUUUCUUGCCAAGAGUAUCAGUUACAGCACUGUUUAGUCGAUCUCUUAUUCUCAUUGUUCUUUUGUAUUUUAUAUAAUGUAAAUCACUGUAUUUAUCUAUGACCAACUCCAUCUCUGUCUGUCUGUCUCUUUCCCUGCUCCCCCUCCCUCCCCACCCCGAUUUAUAUAUUGUUUGGUUUUUCAAAAUAAAAAUGAUAGAGAGAAGAAGCCAUAGAACAGCAUAAUUCCUUUCUCCUAUGUUGUAGUGGUAAAAUAGUAGGUAAAAGCUAAAGAGUAGAGACACAGUGAAAGGCUCUGAUCCUUCAAAGUAGUCAUAAGCAAAAUUCAACAGAGAAAAAUGGAAGAUCUUUGCAUUAGGGGGCCUGAUAUAAGGCUAAAUGAAGUUACUGGAAAUCUUUUAAAUAUAUUGUAGUGGGUCUUAGCUUGGCCCAUUGAGAGCAGAGAUUGUACAAGAAAUGAGAGAUCUCCUUGUAGGUGCAUAGAUAUGGGUCUAAAAUACUGCCUUAGCAUGGCCCAGGCAAUGCGGAGCUGGAGCUUGUGAGAGUGGAAGGUGUAAACCAGAAGAACAUGAGGGGUAUUUUUUAAGACACAGAAGUUUUCCAAGGAGAUAUUAAAAAAAUAUCUCCAGUCUAGGCAGAAAAGAUUUAUAAAGAUCAUUUAAAUAACAUUAGUGUAACCGAUGUGUCUCAGAGACUUAACAAAAACAGUAACCAGUUGGUCUGUCUUAGCUGUCUAGCCCAUGAGGGUGAGUGCAGGGAAUUAGUAUUAUUUGCCUAUAUUCCAUCAGAUGAAAUUAGAUAGUUUUUAGUAUGUGCCAAACAUUUCAGAUGAAUGAAAUAAAGAAAUAUUUCCAUCGGCCUCUUGGAAUCUGUUUCUUGUUGGCUUGUUGCGCCUAUUCCACAUACAUUUUUGCUUUAAAUUACUUUUUUUUUUAAUGUAUGUCUGGGGGCUGUGGGUUAUAGCUGUAAUCUUUCCCUCAGCCCCUGCACUCCUAUAUACUCAGACUUGCUCAAUUACAAGAAAUUAGACUUACAGACAUUUUGGGAAUAAGGGUCUUUGUGCCUGCAGUAUUGCAUAGAGGGAGAAUCUGCUGUUAUAUAGUAAGCACUGGCUGCAGUUGGAGAUGCUCUAUCCAUCCUCUUCAAAAAGGAAGAAUGGUUUUGCCCUGAAUGAGCACUGGUCGUGCGGUGAUUACAAUCCUCCUUUCCUGGAACAAUCACAAGCAAGCCAUAUGUCCUGAAGCACGUAGUUUGAUCACUCUUAUUCUCAUUGUCAUGCCAGAACUGCAACAGUUGUUGAGAGUGAUGAAAUUAUCUAGCCUCUUUUUAAAGACAGCUUAUUUCAGUGAUCUCCUGCAGUGAAUUCUGCACUGACUGGCAGAGACUGGGUGCAUUUUGGUAUUUUGUUCUGUUUUUGUGACAUCUGAAUCCUUUUACUGAACCAUCUUUUAAUAAGUAUUGUGUUUUGCCUUCUACUUGUAAACAAGAAACACCUGUAACCUCAGUCAACUAGAAGGUCCAAGGUGGUGUGUAUUUUUUCCUUAAUUUUCUUCUAUUUAGUAUUAUGAUUAUUAAUCAUCUGUUUGACAGUAGCGUUUCUAGGGACUUAAGUCAGCACUGUGGUUUUCCUCUGCUAGGUGCUCUGGCUGCCAAUAUCCAAAUGACACUGAUAUUUAUUUAUAGAUGCAUUUAGCCACUUAGCCUCUAUCCUGUAAGGAUUCAUCAGCUUCUCUGAGGAGAUGGGAAUUCAAGACAGUGGUCAGGGAGUGCCCAACCCCUUGCAAGUCAAGGGCCAUUGAUCAGAAAUUGUCUUAAAUUGUGGUAGAAAUUAGGUGCAGUGACUCAUGGCUCCAGGCUUGGAGCAUCUUGAAAAACCACCAAGAGACUGAACCUAAUGCAGUGAGUGGAAAUCAGAUUUUGUGAGUUUUACCCAUUGUUAUGCACUCCCUCAACUGCAGUAGCUCAGGCAUGGUAGGAUUCAGCCUUAAAUAUGAUGGGAAUUGCCUGCGUUUGAGAGCUUCUGUUACUCUGCUUUUCUUUUAGCUUGGACCGAUGACUGAAUGGGACAUGCUGACCACUGCUGCCUUUCAUUUGAAGAGAGCAAAGGCUGAGUUGGGAGCCCUGCAGGCUUUUGCCAUCAGUAUUCCCCAGAGUGCAUCCAUGCCACCUUCCUGUGCUAGGCUCAAGACUCUCUCAUUCCCUUGUGCCUUGUGUUUUCACAAGGCCAGUUUGUUUAUCCAGCUCUUCACUGCCCAGUGACCGGACUCUCAGAGAAAGGGAUUUAGGGAAGGUGGCAGCUCAAGCCAGCAGAUGGUGCCCUUGGUUCUCUUUGUGUGUCCUCUCAGUGCCCUCUGAGUGUCUGGCUCUCUCAGCCCUGCCUCACUAUCUACAGUAGCAAAGCUGUGUUGAAUAACCAGAAAACCAAGUCAACUUUUGUGGCUGGUAACUUUAUUACCGUAAAUAACAAUUGGAGUGAGGACAGUAUUAGAAAGCUAAUCAAACCCCAUGUUUUGGCCUGCAAGAAAACAGCUGCCUGACAGAGCCAGGAAGGGAUUCCCACUUCCCAUGUAUGUACGGCACUGUACAGUUUCCCAGAGGCCGCAUGUAUGCAAGCUGAGAGUGGGAAAGGAUGUAGGGUAGGUUCAUUUACUGCAGAUAUAUGAAGUAUUGACAACAUUGUUCCUGCCAGCCACCGGUUACCUUGUUUUGACAUUGCAUUAUCCAAACCAUGAUAAGGGUUGAGGAAAGGCGAGGGAUCUUUUUCUUGCAAGUAUCAUUCAGAUAGAUUGGAGUUUGAAGUGCAAAACAAGCAGGAUAUUAGAGGCCAGUGAGAACUGCUACCCAGGUCCCCUCCUUUGGUUUCUACAGUCCUGCAGGGGCAUGCUGGAAAGCAGGAGAGAUGGCUCGGCUUAGAUUUGGAGCCAUUGGUGUGAGCCGGAUACAGGAACGGAGAACUUCUUCCACAUGCUGGUUAUAAAGUCUGCAGGAAAAAGACUUUCCAGUGUGAGUGGUUCUUCUGUUUGGGCCUGGCAAGAAAGUGACAGAAGAUAAAAUUACUACCCCUUUUGAUCUUUGUAGUGGUUUGAUAGCCAAGACUUGCCUCUCUUGGGGGGCAUAGCACUGAGUCAGCAUGUGCU
This is a messenger RNA of Gavialis gangeticus (Gharial), 7251 nucleotides long. It is a transcript of the gene NFAM1, whose product is annotated as NFAT activating protein with ITAM motif 1. Gene Ontology annotation, biological process: B cell receptor signaling pathway; regulation of B cell differentiation; positive regulation of B cell receptor signaling pathway. The coding region runs from base 1415 to 2257 and encodes 280 amino acids. The transcript is spliced from 7 exons. NCBI's taxonomy places the organism in Eukaryota, Metazoa, Chordata, Crocodylia, Gavialidae. Gene Ontology annotation, molecular function: transmembrane signaling receptor activity. Gene Ontology annotation, cellular component: membrane raft. The record is from RefSeq and is a predicted model, not a curated record.